AUGCGCAUCGUACCUCAUCAUCAAGGUACGGGUGGAUUUUUUGUGGCUUUGAUAAAGAAGGUCAACGAAGGCAGCUUCACUAACAUCGUGCCCGUUGGAGCCCCUGCAUACAAAAAGCAGAAGAUGUUCAAGGACGAGCUUUUCACCUUUUUGAAGAAGGAUGAUGAGCGAUGGUCGGACAUCAAAACUCACUAUGCUAUUCGAGAUGAUUUUGAAUACGAAAAUCUGUUCGGUCGUUUAGCAGAAAACGAUAUGAAGUGUCGGCAAUUAUUCUACGCCAACGCAGCUGUUAAAGAUUUUGUGGUCUACCACGAACUCAUCAUGACAGCGAAUGAAUGCAUGCAAUGUGUUAAUGCUGUCGACGCAGUUUGGUUGGCAGAACUUGGCCCUAUGUUCAGUUCAGUAAAGGUCAUGUUGUAUAUCUGUUUCCUAAAACGUCAGCGCUGA
Messenger RNA from Cylicocyclus nassatus, 447 nucleotides. The record is from the annotation of a GenBank genome assembly. Lineage: Eukaryota; Metazoa; Nematoda; Chromadorea; Rhabditida; Strongylidae.